Molecule: messenger RNA, 714 nt
Organism: Habropoda laboriosa
Lineage: Eukaryota; Metazoa; Arthropoda; Insecta; Hymenoptera; Apidae
Exons: 5
Coding region: 1-714 (237 amino acids)
Source: RefSeq, a predicted model, not a curated record
AUGAAAGUGCCGGCAGAGUCGUCGAUUUAUUGGGACUCGGUCGGUUCCCAACAUUCCACUUCCGUUGGAAGCUCUGGAGACGCCUGCAGUUCCGGAAGUGCCAGCAGGCACUACGUCGACCCGUGGGACCUGGAGAACUAUGCGUACCUGCGACGUCACAGCGUCGCUGGUUUGACGCAACAGGCGUCGAGACGCCAUCGACGACCAGCUUACAGGUUGACACAGGAGGCACGUGUUCACUCUGAGUACUGGUAUUCUACGUCGGUGAGAGAGCCUGGCUACGACGCGCCUGCUUUCGUGGAGGAAUUGUAUUGUGGACCAGCCAGGCCUGCAAACAAUAGUUGCUACUAUCAUCAGCCAAUCUACGAGGACGAGGUACCGGAUUACGUCGCCCCGUUUCCGGUCUACGCGCCUCUCUCCGAAGUGAGACAUGGUGAAUUUAUGGAAGACCAUAGGCGACACAGGUACAUAUCCAGCUCGAUGAGAGAUUUGCACAGAUCCUUCAGUGCUGAGCCUCCUAACCUAACACCGAUGGACUCUAUAGAAACGGAUAUCCCGGACUAUCGUUCGCGACAAGACUAUCGAUCGAUCGAGCAAGAAAAAUACAUGGUACAAAUUAUUCCUCCUCCGCAUCUCGAUCUGAACACGUAUGGACAUCUAAAAAUCGAUUACACGAACAGUUGGAAUUCACUGAAUCGAAAAAUCACUAAAUAA